Molecule: messenger RNA, 1855 nt
Organism: Musa acuminata AAA Group (dessert banana)
Lineage: Eukaryota; Viridiplantae; Streptophyta; Magnoliopsida; Zingiberales; Musaceae
Product: ankyrin repeat-containing protein BDA1-like
Exons: 1
Coding region: 11-616 (201 amino acids)
Cellular component (GO): plasma membrane
Molecular function (GO): protein binding
Source: RefSeq, a predicted model, not a curated record
GUAACUCUGCAUGGAUCCGAGACUAGAGGAAGCAGCUUAUGCGGGAUACCUCACUUUGUUGCGGCGUUUGCUACAAGAAGACCGGCUCCUGCUCCACAGGCAAAGCAUCGCCGCGGCUCACCUGUCGGACAGCCCCCUCCACAUCGCUGCAUCGCUCGGCCACUCCGACCUGGUCCGGGAGAUCCUCGCCGUAAACCCGGAGCUCGCGCAUGGCCGCAACCGCGAAGGCCUUUCCGCCUUGCACCUGGCCGCUGCCCAAGGCCACUUAUCCGUGGUGACCGAGCUGCUGCAGUACGCAGCCGCUGCCAAUCUCUGCUUGGCGACCGACAACGAUGGCUUCAUGCCCGCCCACGCUGCAGCCUUACAAGGCAGGCUUGAUGUGUUGACAGUGUUACUGGAUGCGUGCCCGGAGUCCUCGCGAGCUGUGACAUCUCAAGGUGACUCCAUCCUUCAUCUUACUGUGAAAUCAAACAGCUUCGAGACCGUGCAGUUCUUGCUGGACAGAACGGAUGAGAACGAUGAGCUACUCAACUCUGGAGAUGCGAAAGGCAACACCGUCCUGCACCUUGCUGUGGCCAGAAAACAUCUGCAGGCAGGUAUUCCUGAUCCCGAUUAGAGGAAAUAGAUUUAAAUGUCUUCUUCUUCACAAGGUGUUUAUGCAUCUCUGUACCUCCUGAGACGAGAGCUUUCCCACAACAAAAGUUGAAUACUCUUUGCAUUUCAUUCAAAAAAAGCAAAUGGAAAUACCAAGGAACUUCCUGUUCAUAGCUCUGGUAAUACCAUUGAAUGCAGAUCGUGAAGUUGCUUCUGGGACGGCGAGGUAUCGAAGCUAACGCCACCAACAUGAGAGGCGACACCGUCCUUGAUAUGCUACUGGAUUCACCCUGCCAACAUGGAGAUCUAUUGUUGGGAGAACUGAUUCGGGCAGCAGGUGGAAGAACCACCGCAGAAGAAGAGAAGACUCGGCCGAAAUCGUCACCGAGCGACGCCAGAGCCUCUGUCGCCUCACGCGGAAGCCGACCAAAUCGUUGGCACCCCUUCCGACGCCAGGCUCGACCUUCUAAGGAUGACCACAGCGCCCGAAAAGUAUGGCGUGAGCCUGAAGAAAGGUAUAACAACAAACCAGCAGCACUAAUGGUGGUGGCGACGUUGAUCGCCACCAUCACAUUCGAAGCUGGGUUGAACCCCCCAGAUGAGUUGAAGGACCCCUUCACUUCUAGUCUCAAGUUAUUCCUACUGUUCGACAUGUUCGGGUUGUUUGCAUCCUUGAGCAUCAUUCUUUUAUUGAUAUGUUGUGUGCCAAGACGGAAGAAAAUGGUAAUGGGAAUCCUAAAGUGGAUUCUAUGGCUGGCGGUGUUCUCGACGGCGUUAGCAUUCUUGAUCGCCAUUAGGCGAAUAUUUUUCUAUCCACCCUACACUACCAUCCUUCUCCUGAGCUGGUUCGGAAUCAUCAGUCUCUUCAUGGUUUGGGUGUGCUUUAGAGCGAUCAGGUGGUUGUUGCGCAAAGGUGGAUGCUGGAAGAAGAAAGAUGGAGAAGGAGAAAGCCACGGAGGCCCCACAAGGGCUGUUGCCAUCUGCACGAAGAUUGUGGUGGGGGUGUUGAUAAUAAUUCUUUUAGGCGGAUUUCUUAUUGUAAAUUUAUUAGUGUUUUUUUUUAUACAGUAAAUAGGUCAAUAAUAGAAUAAUAUGACCUAUCAUUAUUCUUAUAUGGUUUAUCCUUCAUCAUCUUUUAAAGUUACUUUAUCUUAUUUUCAGAAUGUAAUUUGCUUUUAUGUAUUUUGUUCCACGGUAUAUAGUUAGUAAAUCUGUAACUUUAAUCAUUAUUAACUUUGGUUUUGUUGUUACAGAUGAUUUA